CUGACCUUGACAGUGAAUUUUUGCAAACAUUAGAAACCGAACGUUUUUCUUGCAACAUAAAAAGAGGUAGAAUUUACAUUGAUAUUUAUUGAAGGUGAAGAUAUUGUUCAACGAUUAUACAAAAAGUAUUCUGAAUGUUGAGACUAAGAAUUCUGUCUUGUAGAUACUUGAAACAGCCAUAGAUAUUUAGUCAGGUCAAAAGACAAUACAAAUGUUACUGGUAGUAUAGGAAAUGAAACUGUACAAUAAUGUUAAUACCAUGACAGAUAUUCCUAGUUCUACUAAAGGUCUUCCAAUAAAUGGUUCUAUGGAUAAAAUGAAAAAAUUGCUAAGUCCUGGGACCCGAAAGAAAGUUUUCUCGAAUGUUAACCGCACAUUUGGUGUCCACUUGGAUGAUUUAUUAGCCAGAGAGGGAAAUAAAUACAAAGUACCUUUUGCUGUUAUGAAAAUUUGUGAAACUAUUGCUGAAAAAGGUUUGGAUCAAGAGGGUAUAUUUCGAGUCAGUGGAAGUUCCAAGAUUAUUGAAAAGUUAAGAGGAGAGUUUGAUAUCAGAGGUGAUGCUAAUCUAGAAGAAGAUGGUGACAUAGCAGCUGUUGCCGGCCUGCUGAAAUUAUUCCUGAGAGAACUACCAGUACCACUUGUACCUGAGAACAGGACUCAACAGUUUGUCUGUAUACAAGAUGCUUACCAGAAUGACAUAAAAGCUUGUUUGUACCAGUUAAAGCAGUGUUUACAUGAUAAUCUACCUAAGGAACAUUAUAACUUACUGAAGUAUUUGUCUGGUUUUCUGGUCACUGUAGCUAAACAUGAGAAACAGAACAAAAUGACUGCUAUGUCUCUUGCCAUUGUGUUUGGACCAAAUAUAUUUAGAUGUGCACAGGGAAUUGGUGGUUUGAGGGACCAAGGUGCUAUAAACCAAGUAGUGUACAAGUUCGUAGCUCACUACAAUAGUUUAUUCAGGGAUGAGAAUGAGGAUCCUCCCGAGUUACAUUGGCUCAGGAAAAACCAGAAAACACCUCCACCUCCUCGUCCUCCCCCACCUAAAGUUUAUAUUGAGGAUAAACCUGUACCAUCACCAAGGAAGAUUCGUCAUGAGAAUUAUGACAGUGUUCAUUACCAGGAUGGUGAUGAUAUUGAACAUAACGAUCACAGUGAAACAUCAUCAAGUCUGACUGUAGGAAGAGGAAAUAUCCAUAGUCCUAUGUUUAGUGAUGAUGAAAUCACAGGACGGGCUGCUUCUCCAUUCAUAUUGGACAGUGAUGGAGGAUACAGUAUAAUAGAAUCUCCAGUCCCAUCUGCCAGAACAUCCAAAGUUGUAGAACAUGCCAUAACCAAAGCCAUCACUAAUAAUUUGUUUGGAGAUGAAGAUGAUACAGAGGCUGAAGAUGAACACCAGAAAGAUCAUUCCCAUGAAGAAGCAAUAAAAUUGGAGCACUUAGAUGAUGGGACAAUUGAGACUGUGGAACCUGUGCCAAUCUUGGAUAGAAUCAAAGCUUUUCAGAAAGACCCAGAAAAAAUGGAAGUAGAUCCAGUUGUAAAACCGUUAAAGGCCAGGCCCGUGUCAAAAGCUUUUGAUUUAUUUGAAAGCAGAGGAAUUAUGAUAGCACAGGCUCCGACAGAUAUUACAGAUAUUCAGACUAGGAACACACAAGAAAAAGAAUCAGCAGAACAGAGAAUUUCAGAAUUUGUUUGUGAUGAUGAUGAUGAUGAUGAACAAGAUCCAUUUGAAGUUGUGAGAAGAAAUUCAACUGAACCCCUUCCAUCUUUCAAAAGGACUUCUGGACCUUUAAAUAGGAGAUCCCCAUCCAGGAAGUCAAGAGGAAGCUCUGGAGGUGAAGAAGAGGAAACUCCAAGUGACGAUGUACCAGUCCCUGUGAAGCACAAUAAAAUGUCAGAAGAUUUAGACCUUAUCAUGGAGGCACCAUCCAAUAACAACCAGGAAAAUGAGGACGAUGGCGAUAUGAAUCACAACCAUCCCAAACCAAGAGUUGCUUUCUUAGAACUAACCAAUAACAGAGAGGAGAUAGAAAAACGAGGUUCUCCAGAUAUGUCUCCUAGUAGAUCACCAAGUAACAGUCGUAAACCAUUCAUUCCUCCAUUAGAUUUGUCUACACUCCAUGAACAUGUGGACAGUACAGAUCCAAUUUUAGCUACUAAAGGACAUUCUGUCUCAUAUCUUCGUGCCAAAAACCAGGUGAAUGGGGAUGAUGUCAUGGUAUCUCCAAGGACCCAUAAAUUAAAGAAACACAAAACUAGCUGGACAGAAUUUGAAUAUGAUGAGGAGGGACCACUUUCACCAAGUGCUUGCCUCCCAAACAGUGUACAUAACAAUACAGAUUUUCCUCCGUCUCCACCAGUCGACCAAGACCAGUAUAGAAAACACAGUACAGGAAGUAUUGAUGAUGAUUUUUCAGUAAAACAUAAACAGAUUAUAAAGAAAAUACAAGCCAUUAAAAAGAAGAUAAAACAUUUUGAAGAAAGUUUUGAACAAGAGCAAGGAUUUAAGCCAUCUCAUGCAGACAAGAUCAGUAGAGUGGAAGUUAAGAAAUGGUUGGCUGAUUUAACCAAGGCCAAGAAAGAUCUCAGAAAACUGAAAGAGGAAGCUGAGAUGGGAAGUAGAAGUCGUCACGGUAGUGGUGCUUCAUCCAGCGGAGAAAGGAUGGAUCCUCCUGAUUUACCGCCAUCUAUGGAACAGACUCUAAUAUUAAUACUCAGAAAGUUAAAAGAAAAGAGAAGGGAAAACCAGAGACCUGAGGAUAUUGAAUUAAUGAAUAGAGAUCAGGUCCAGGAAGAAAAACUGGCAGUUCAGAAGGCAUUGCUACAUUUUGAGAGUAUACAUGGUAGACCUAAAUCAAAGGAAGAUAAAGAUUUGAUGAGACCUCUGUAUGAUAGAUAUCGACAGAUUAAACGUCUCAUUACCAAACCUAUGUCUCCCAGAGAGAAGAUGGAAUUACAAACAGUACCAGAAGAUGGUCCAAUAGAUCUGAUUGAUCCUGUAGGCUCAAAAUUUGUUUCUAGAAAUCCAAUUAUUUUGCCUCGUGUAGACAUGGAGGAAGACGAACAAAAUGAUGACAUUUUGGGUACAAUGGAAUUUGCUGUGACAAGAGACUUUUCUGUGUUACGUGAUAAUGGAAGGACUAAUGUUUUAGAUCACAAAAAUGGACAUUCUCCAAAAGUGAAACGAAAAUUGAAUAUUGAUGAAGAAUCGGAGGAAACAACAGAGGCUAAUCUUCAUGAAAUGAAUUUGUCACAACUGCAAGAUGAACUAUUACACUCAAGAUCAGAAAAGAAGAGAUUAAGAAGACUUCUUAGAAAUUUUGAGGAAGAUUUUAUAUUGAGGACGGGGCGAAAAGUACAGAGAGAUGAUAGAGAACCUCUACAGUCAGAAUAUCAUGAGUAUAAACAAAUCAAAGCCAAAUUAAAACUGCUGGAUGCACUCAUAUCAAAAUACCAACCCUCAUCAGAUUUAUAGCAUUACCUUUAACGCUAGUUGUAGUAGGAUUAAUGGCAUUAAUGUUCCAGUUACACGUGACACAAGUCUGUUAUGUACAAUUCAACACAAAGGAUACAAAUGUUAUAUUGGAAACUUUGAUGAUGAGAUUCUCAUUUGACCAAAGUCAUUUGUAAAAGUGUUCUCAUCUUGUUUACUCAGUGUUAGAAGUAUUAGUAUCGAUCAUUGUUGGAAACAUUUGUAAAUGCUAGUGACACAUUAUUAUCAGAUCUGUCAGAAUAGUGCACAUUUUGAUAUGAUAUCAGAGAUACAGAAAGACAUUAUAUAUAUAUAUCAACAUUGCUUUGAAAAAUAGCCAAGGAAGUUUUAUUUUGACGAGAUGUUUGUAUGAGUCGGCAAAUUGUUUACACUUAGCUGUGAUAUUGUAAUUUAAGGAAAAUAGUGUUUAAAGAAAGAAAUUUGUAGGCAUCGUAAUCUAUUCAGGCAAUAUCUAAUCUUUGGAUCCAUAUAUAUAUAUAUAUAUAUGUUAACAUUUUUAUUUACAUGUAAAAUGGUAUAUUUUUAUCAUUAGAUUUGUAGCAUCAUUAAGGAAGAGGAGAAAAUAGAUUCUUGUAUUUUUAUGCCAAAAAUAUUUUUGAAAUGUGGCUAUUUUUAUCAAGUUUUGUUUUAUCUUAACUUUGCAAUAGGUCUGUUUAUCUGCAGUGAAUGUUUACUAUAACGUUUUCCUGAGUCCACUUCAAACAUGAACAAAAAAAUCUGAGAAAAAUGUUUCAGUAAAUUAUGUAGCCUGUGUUUGAUGAAAUAUAAUCAAUAAUGUUGGGGAAUUUAUAUGAAGUUGAAAGAUACAGGGAAUCUUUUGGUAAGGUUGUUAAUGUGUUUAAAUGUAAUUUGAAAAAUGUAAUGGUGCUUUAUGUCAGAUGAAUAUGUAUCACACACCCACUAUAUAUCAUAGCCAGUACAUCAACAAGAUUUUAUUUUAUAAAAGGUGACGUGUAAGGAAAUAAGACCUUAGUGAUGUAUUUUUAAUUGAUUCCAUUUGGCCAAAAGAAUUAGUAAACAAGGGAAACUUAUUUAAUGAGAAUAUCUUUGUCUGCUUUAACAAUCAGGCACUGUAAUAAUUUCAUUAUUAUCCUUACAGAAGCAAUAUUUCUUCACUAUUGAACGUUUUUUUAAAUAUUAUUUAUGAAAUUUAAAGAUGUCUGCUGCUCUGUUUCAAAAUAACAACCUUUUUAACGGGUGCUAUAAAUAAUUAGAAUAUAAAUAACGGAAUUCAAAAAUCAGAAAAAAAUUAUAGGUCCGUAUUCUUGUUUUUGAGAUAUAAACCAAUGAAAAUUUGGCGGGAAAUGAUUCUCUCUAGAUUUUUCAUACAUUUAGCAUUGAUACCUUUUUUCUUUCAAAAACUAUGAAAAAAAUAACAAAGAUUUUAUAUGAUUUUCAAAAAUGACUUUUUAAAACUAUAUAACUAUAUGUAAUAAAACUAUGAAAAGGAAAGUGAGGAUUAGCGGGCACAUGUUUUUAUUGCACUAUAUGGAUAAAACCAGUGGAUUCCAAAUAUCUGACAAAAAGUUAAAAACAAGAGCAAUGAACAUCUUUAAGGCAAUGGUAAUAUGGGGUCCCCCUUUUUAAGAAAAAUAAUUGUAUUUUUCAAGUGCAUGAUAAUGUUGUAUAUGAUGAUCAUUAAGGGAUGCUGAUUGUUUAAGAUUGGUUAUUUUGGAGACAAAUGUGAUUGGGCACAAAUAAAAGUUAUUGUGUGAUAUGAAUUUGUUACAUGAAGGCUGUGAUUGUUUUGUUGUAGGCAGCUAAGAACUGUGUAUAACCCGUAUUUAAUCAAUUGUCAACUGCAUAUAAAAGAAAGAUUUUAGUUUGUAGUUUACAGAGUAUAUAAGCUUUAAUAUUCAUGUGUUAUAGCCAAACAAAGAUGCAGUUUGUGCCAAAAACCACUAGCCCUAGGACUAUGAAUAGUAUGCAUUUGCUUGAGCUAAUGGAAAAUUUUUAAAAAAUUUAUAAGAAAUAUAAAAGUGAUUUCUUGAAAAGAGCUUUCUGGCUAGUACAUAUUAAGGUUUUUGGGCACAGGCUGAAAAUGGUGUGAUUGGGUACUUAAAUGAAAGCACUUCUUACAUUGCACAACUAAAGGGAACAAAUAUUAGUGAAAACAAUAUAAUGCUUUUGAUUGUCUCUGUAACUUGUAAGGUUGUUUUUGUUUCUUUUGAUGUUAUUUUCUUUUGUAAAUGAAUUUAAACAUGCAAGAUGGGAUUUCAGAUUGAGAGAGAGUUAUCUGAAUAUGAUGUGUUGAUUUUUAAACUGCUAGUCAAAUAUAUGUACCAAGAAAAAGGAUAUCCUUUUAAACAACUGACAGAUUAACUAUUUAUUUAAUAAAUAUAGUGACUUAACCUAAGGUCAUUUGCUAAAAUGCAUAUAUAUAGUUACAAUUGAAUUGAAUUCCAUUUGAAAAUUAUUUCAUAUUGGGCCAUUACUUGUACACAGGUAAUAAAAAAUACUAGCAAAACAUCAUAAUGCAAACUUGACAUCGAAAAUGUAAGAAGGAGUGCCAUUUUAAUUGUCUUUAGUGUCUUGUGCCAUGUACCACACAACAAGGAAAUCUUAUGAUAUUUUUACAGCAGUAGAGUGUCACAUAUUGAUUUUUAAACUUUGGUGGGUAUUAUUUAGUGAUGGUAUAAGAAAACCAUGAAUUUAAAAAUAAAUUCUAGCAAAUAGAGUGUGAUAAAUUCUGUAUAUCAGUCGUUUUGAAGUCAAAUACUGCUGUGAAAAUGUUCAUUGAUUUCUGUUAUAAGGGAUCAAGUAAUGUUAGGAAUAGAGGAACAAAGAAUGAAUGCAGGUAUAUAUUAGUUGUCAUUUUCAUUUAAGAAUCAUGUAUGUAGACCAUUUCCAUUAAAGCUCAUACAUUUCAUUCCAAAGCUGAUGAGGUGAAUAAUUUAAGAAUAGGUUUUUUGUCUCUCACUAGCAUAAUUACCUGCUACAAAGAUGAAGUUUAUAUUUCAGUAUUUUAUUUCACAUCCGUCCAUAUUCUUGCUAUGUUUUUCAUUUCCGUAAUGUGUGUUCAAUAUAUUUUGAAAGCAAUUCAUUUUUUAAUAUUUGAAAUACUUUUCAUCUCAUAAAUGUAAAACAUUUUGAAAAGAUUAUUCAUUUCAUUAUUUUCUUUUCAUUAUGUUUGAGAAGUCCAUGCUUUUUUUUUUUUCUAUACCUGAAUUUUCAAUUUUCAUAAAUCAGAAAAUCAUCCAGAUGGUUGAGGAAAAAAGCAGGGUAUUUAAAUCAGGGAUUAGUAGACAAACAUAAUCCAUGGGUAGGCCAGUCUGCAAGGAAAUUUUUAUGCCCCACCUAGGGGCAUUAUGUUUUUCGGUCUGUGCGUCCGUUCGUCUGUCCGUUCAUCAGUCCGUCUGUCCUGCUUCAGGUUAAAGUUUUUGGUCAAGGUAGUUUUUGAUGAAGUUGAAGUCCAAUCAACUUGAAAUUUAGUAUACAUGUUCCCUAUGAUAUGAUCUUUCUAAUUUUAAUGCCAAAUUAGAGUUUUGACCCCAAUUUCACGGUUCACUGAACAUAGAAAAUGAUAGUGCGAGUGGGGCAUCUGUGUACUAUGGACACAUUCUUGUUUAUACAUGUGUUAAACAAAUUUUACAAUAAGCUUAGCAUAUUAGAUUGAGAUAUGAAAUUGCUUCACCAAGACCUAUUCUAUUGUAAAAUGAAAUACAAAGCACAAGUUUCCAUAAAUUUUUCAGCUACAUGUAAAAAGUAAUCUGCUUUCACUUUGCAAUGGACAAUUCCCAAACUUGUGAGGUCAUUGUUUGUGGUGGUCAUUGUUGGGUAUUUUACCAUGGCUUUAUUCGUUUGAUGUUACAGCAUGCCAUUUUAUAAUAUGAAAUAUGUUCAUGCCUUGCAAUUAACAGUGCUUGGCAGACCCAUCUUAAACAGGAAAACAUUUCAGUUUAUCCAAUAACUUUGUGAUAUCAAUAUUCUUUUUUCAGUUCAAAUAGCAUUGCAUCAAAAAAAAUAUGUUCAAAGAUUCAGCUGUUUAAAAUGUCUCUUAUUAUCCUGGAUUAAAUGUAAAGUAGAUGAAGGAAGGAGUAGCUGGUAUGUUGACAAUUGCCCUGGAUUAAAUGUUUAGUAGAUAAAGGAGUAGUUGGUAUGUUCACAAGUUAACUGCUUAUUAGCCAUGGAGUUUUUGUAAACUUAUUUUGAUUGUACAUGUAAUUGAUAAUUUGAUUGGAAGAAGAAAAGGGAACAUUAAAUUAUAGUGGACUAGAAUAAAGGGUAAUGUUUUCAUUAAAUGAGAGAAGAAGGGUAAUAGUACCUUAGUUCUAGAAAGGUUAUUCAUUUUAUUAUUUGAUUUUAAAGGCUAAAUCCAUUUAAGUUAUUACACUAGUUCAUUUUCAUUCAGAGUUUGCUGGUAUGUAGUCAGCAGGUGUCAUGAACUAUUUUUAUUAUUGUUGAUAUCAAAUAUAUAUGAUACAUAUUUGUAUAUAUUUAGUUUUUUGUUUUAUUUAUUUAUAAAAUUAGGGCAUAUGAGCAACGUAUGUUAAAGCAUAUAUUUUGUAUUAAAUUUUUAUCAUAAAACUGUUGUUGAAUGCAGUUUUCCAAGUUAAUUUAAGAUUUUUAUUUUGACAUUAAAUAGCACAAUUUUGUUUUUUCACAAGGAUUAUACUCUCUAUAACAAGGACAACCAGAGAUUAUUGUCUAUAAUAUAAAACAAUAUUCUUUUGUAAUUUUAUUCUGAAGACCGGUCAGAUUGAAUAAACUUUUACAGCAAACAUCUUUUCUAAUCAUUUGCAAAAUACAUUUCCUUUGAAGCCUGUGUGAAAUUUUUUUAUAAGUCAGAUGAGUCAUACAGGCUUCUGGUAUCCUUUGUUUGAUUCACAUUGUGGAUUCAUGGACUUAUAAAAUCUUAAAUGGCUUAACAUAUAGUUUUUGUAUUUGUAAUCAACAACAUUUUGUACCAGUAAACAGUAUAUUAUCAUUCCUAUUUGUCUUCAGAAUAGGCAAACUGUACCACAUGAAAAGACAGUAUUUCUAGUUUGUAUAUUUGUUACAGUGCUAGUUUGUAAUGAUAGCUUUACUUGUUUUAAAUGUUAUUUUGUUCUUCAUUUUGAAAAAAAAAAAUAUUUUCAUAAAGUUUUAUGCAAAAUAUGCUGUAAUAAUAAAUUGUUGCUAAAAA
Molecule: messenger RNA, 8615 nt
Organism: Mytilus californianus (California mussel)
Lineage: Eukaryota; Metazoa; Mollusca; Bivalvia; Mytilida; Mytilidae
Product: protein FAM13B-like
Exons: 30
Coding region: 233-3472 (1079 amino acids)
Biological process (GO): signal transduction
Source: RefSeq, a predicted model, not a curated record